Messenger RNA from Etheostoma cragini (Arkansas darter), 1173 nucleotides. RefSeq names its product metaxin 3 (gene mtx3). The coding region runs from base 37 to 1029 and encodes 330 amino acids. Gene Ontology annotation, biological process: mitochondrion organization. NCBI's taxonomy places the organism in Eukaryota, Metazoa, Chordata, Actinopteri, Perciformes, Percidae. Gene Ontology annotation, cellular component: SAM complex. The transcript is spliced from 9 exons. The record is from RefSeq and is a predicted model, not a curated record.
UAUGACAGGUACCUCGUGACGUCACCAGCUCCUUGCAUGGAUGAAAACAUGGCGGCUGCCAUGGAGCUGAGAUGCUGGGGAGGAGACUGGGGAUUGCCUUCUGUCCACCCCGAGUCUCUGAUAGUUCUGGCAUAUGCCAAGUUUUCAGGGGCAAAAGUAACAGUUUCCCCAAUAGACUGGACAUGGAAAACUCUAACAGCCACAGUCCCGGAGUUGCUGUGUGGAGACUCUGCCGUUCAGGAACCAGCACAGAUUCUCAACUUCCUGAGGAAACGGAGGUUUAAUGCUGACUAUGAACUGUCAGCCAGACAAGGAGCAGACACCAUGGCAUACAUCGCUCUGCUUGAAGAGAAACUACUUCCAGCUCUGUUGCACACUUUCUGGGUGGAUGCUGAAAACUACGCCAAUCUGACACGGCCAUGGUUUGCCUCACGCUCGCCAUUCCCUCUUAACUUUCUCGUCCCUAGUCGCCAUGCCAACGCUGCCCUCUCCCGUAUUCUUCUAACCAAAGGAGAGGCACCGCUACACAGAAUCACUGAGGUGGAGGGAAAGAUCUACAGUGAUGCUAAAGAGUGCCUGAAUCUCCUGUCCUACAGACUGGGAACUGCAAACUACUUUUUUGGCAACUCGCCCACCAGUCUGGACGCCUUUGUGUUUGGUUUUGUGGCUCCACUUUCCAAAGCCAGUCUCCCCAGUAGCCCUCUGCAGAGUCACCUCAGACAGCUGGAUAACCUCACAAGCUUCUGUGACAACAUCCUCGCCGUCUACUUCAACUCAGACCACCCUUGUCCCCCCCCACCUGUUCAGGAAACAAUGGCUGCCAACCUCCAGAAACUAACUCAGCUUGUAAACAAAGAGUCCAACAUGAUCGAGAAGGUGCUUCUGCUUUCCUUUUACCGUCUCUUUGCUUGGGUUCAUGGUUGCAUUUGGCAGAUGGAUGACAACCUUCGCAGCAGCCCUCAGCACAAACCCCACCGAUCGGAGCCCAAACCCCAUCUGGCCAGUGAGAAGAACUCUACUCCUGCCUAAGCCCUGACCUGUCAACCCUGGUCCAGCUUUAUGAAGGGGGGAGGAACUGCCUGUAAAUGUGCAGUUCUGAAUCUGACAUCCUAAAAUCCAAAAAAGUCGUCCAGCUGAAUUAUUGUUUGAAUGAAAAAUAACUUAUAAUAAUAA